ACGGACCGUAUACGCAAGAUUUUGGAUUCACAGCCGCUUGCGUAGAUUUGAUCACAGAGUUUAACCUAACUGUCUUUACGUUUAUAACGUAUUAUAAAGGCUCUUCUCAGUCGGGUGGGAUUUUAUCGUUGUGUUGCAGGCUGGGUGUCGCGUUAUUCGUUACUCUGUAAACAUGGCGAAACGCAGAAUAACACAGGAGACGUUUGACUCGGCGGUGAUAGAAAACAUUGAGGAGUUUGACUUGGAGGAAAGCGAAGCUCUGAAGGAAGCAGUCGAGCAGUUUGAGUCUCAGGGUGUGGACUUGAGUAAUAUUGUGAAGGCAGUACCAAAAGCAUCUUCUGAAGAAACUCCAGAUGAUCAAACUCAUGAAGUCCUCCAGGCUCUGCAGUCUCUCAAACGUGCAUUAGAGUCCUCGUCCACUUCUGUGUUGGAGAGCUUAAAUCUCUUCACCGAGCAGUGCUCCCUCGGCUUUGCUCAGCGAUACCUGGCGGCCCAGAAUGAUGCCUAUCCCUCACUCCUGUCCUGCUGCCAGUCUGCAGGUGAAGACAACAAAGUGCUCUCUGCUACUCUCGCUGCUCUUUCUGCUCUCACUGACGGACAGCCGGAUCUUCUGGAUGCUGAGGGUCAGCGUUUUUUGAUAAACACCUUACGCCGCCACCAGGACGAUCCGGCAAUGACCUGCCUGGGUAUCCGGACGGUGCGUCACUGCUGUCUGAAGCACGAGCAGAACAGGCAGGGCCUGGUGAAGGCAGGGGUUCUAAACAUACUCACCAGUGCCAUAACGCGGCAUGUCGAGCGGCCUGAGGUGGUCAAAGAGGCCUGCGCCGCUCUCAGAGUCAUGACCUUUGACGAUGAUGUGCGUGUUCCUUUCGGUCAAGCACACGAGCAUUCCAGAAUGAUUGUACAGGAGCACAAUGGUUUGAAGGUCAUUGUAGAAGCCGCUAAAGCUCAUCCUGAGAACGUGCCAGUCCUCAGUGAGCUGUGUGCCACUCUGUCCCGCCUCGCUGUGAGGAACGAGUUCUGCCAAGACAUUGUAGAUUUGGGAGGAUUGAAGUUUAUAAUGACGCUGCUAGCAGACAGCAUGGACUGUCAGGAUCUUGUAAAGCAGGUGUUGAGUGCGGUGCGGGCGAUUGCAGGCAAUGACGAUGUCAAAGACGCCGUCGUGAAUGUAGGAGGAACAGAGCUUAUUGUCAUGGCGAUAAACCGGCACCUGAGUAACGCACAGGUGUGCGACCAGGGCUGUGCUGCUCUCUCCAUGAUCGCUCUGCGCAAACCCAGUAACUGCAAAGACAUCAUGGAGAGCGGAGGAGCUUUGGCCGCGCUGCAAGCCAUGAAGACGCAUCCAAAGGAAGUGAAUGUUCAGAAACAGUCAUGCAUGCUGCUCAGAAACUUGGUGUCACGAUCACAAGAUUUCACCCAGCCCAUUUUGGAGAUGGGGGCAGAGGCACUGAUUGGUCAGGCCCUGGCCUCUCACAGGGACUGCAGUGACGUGGCGAAAGCCGCUCUCAGAGACCUGGGCUGUCAGGUGGAGCUGAGAGAACUGUGGACUGGCAAGAAAGGAAGCCUGAGUAACUAAAAAUGACAAAAUCUGUGAAAAGAGGGACCGAACAGCUCAGCUAAUCCUAAACAUGUACACAUUUAAAGUGUUUUCUUAAAGAUAUAUAGAAUUCAGGCUCCACGGUUCUAUUCGUCAUAUAUCUGAAUUAAUGAAAUUCAUCAGAUUGGAUUGUUAGAUAUUUGACAUAAUACUGGAUUUUUCUAAGGCAAGGUUUAAAGUUGAUGAAAUUGUUCAUGCAUACAUUUGUUUCUUCCUGAGAAAGAAAUAAAAAUAAAGUCAAUUGCACACACUAUCAUUUCAUUUCAUCCAUUCUACUUGAGCUCCUGAAUUUAUGUACAUUUGCAUAUGGUGUGAAUAUAAAAUGUGAAUCUCAGCUCAUCAGAGUCUAAUUGUAUAAAUGGCACAGAGCUACUGCAACAUUAACUCAAGUUCAAUUAGCUUAAUAAAUUAAUUACAACA
Tachysurus vachellii is the source of this 2017-nucleotide messenger RNA. It is a transcript of the gene armc6, whose product is annotated as armadillo repeat containing 6. The transcript is spliced from 8 exons. Lineage: Eukaryota; Metazoa; Chordata; Actinopteri; Siluriformes; Bagridae. Bases 173 to 1576 code for a protein of 467 amino acids. Gene Ontology annotation, biological process: hematopoietic progenitor cell differentiation. The record is from RefSeq and is a predicted model, not a curated record. Gene Ontology annotation, molecular function: protein binding.